GAUCUUUGUUCUUAUUUUCAUCCUUCUAUCAUGUCUUCUUAGACCAAACUAUGUUCAUCGCCUGUCUUGUUCCUCUUCAAUUCCUAAUCUCUCCGAGUACAACCCGGAAAUAACUCGAUCGGUCGAUUUCAUCUCUCUCUCUCUCUCGAAUCCUUUAUUUAUACACAUAUAGAUAGUAUAGUUUUCCAUGGAAAUCUCAAGAACAAGCAACAACAGUUAUGAGAGUGCCAAAACUUGCCAAAGAGGUCACUGGAGACCUGCCGAGGACGACAAACUCCGGCGACUCGUGGAGCAAUUCGGACCCAAGAACUGGAAUUUCAUCGCUCAACAUCUCGAGGGACGAUCUGGGAAAAGCUGUAGGCUGAGAUGGUAUAAUCAACUAGAUCCAAACAUCAACAAGAAACCAUUCACCAAGGAAGAAGAGGAGAGACUGAUAAAGGCUCAUCGGAUUCAAGGGAACCGAUGGGCUUCAAUCGCGAGAUUGUUCCCCGGGAGGACGGAUAACGCUGUCAAGAACCAUUUCCACGUGAUCACGGCGAGACGAAAGCGCGAAAACUUCUCUUCCUACGCGUCCUCUAGUUUCAAGUGGGAUUGGCGAAGCAUGAAAACCUCUUCUAGCCAUAGCUAUGAUCUCCCUAGGGUUAGCAACUCGAACUUAGGAUUAUGGAGAUGCCAAGAUGACAAUAAACAAGGCCCGUGGCCUAAUUCUUGGGUGCAUACCGGUUCAACAAUCGCGUCUGAUUCAUCGUUGUUCUUCGAUGUUUCUGGGGCGAGGAAGGGUUAUAAUCACAAUCUUGUCAUUUUGGCACCGAGGAAUCAUCAUCUUGGAUCGUCGUCAGUCAACGAUUGUGGCCGUGGAAGUAAAGAAGAGAAUACAAAUCGUGAAGGAGAAGCCUAUGGAUCGAUUGGAGAAGAUGAUGAUGAUGAUGAUGAUGAGGGGAAGAACAAUGUUGCUUUCUUUGAUUUUCUUGGUGUUGGAUUAGUUUCUUAGAUUAGGAAUAUCAUCACUAAAUUACAAACGAGGGUUUUUAUCAUUAGGGUUAUGUUUCACUUUCAUCCUUUUUCCCAAUCUUCUG
This is a messenger RNA of Tarenaya hassleriana, 1076 nucleotides long. RefSeq names its product transcriptional activator Myb-like. Gene Ontology annotation, biological process: regulation of DNA-templated transcription. Gene Ontology annotation, molecular function: RNA polymerase II cis-regulatory region sequence-specific DNA binding; DNA-binding transcription factor activity, RNA polymerase II-specific. Bases 188 to 991 code for a protein of 267 amino acids. The record is from RefSeq and is a predicted model, not a curated record. Gene Ontology annotation, cellular component: nucleus. NCBI's taxonomy places the organism in Eukaryota, Viridiplantae, Streptophyta, Magnoliopsida, Brassicales, Cleomaceae. The transcript has 2 exons.